Messenger RNA from Centrocercus urophasianus (Greater sage-grouse), 826 nucleotides. It is a transcript of the gene BTG4, whose product is annotated as BTG anti-proliferation factor 4. The record is from RefSeq and is a predicted model, not a curated record. Gene Ontology annotation, biological process: negative regulation of mitotic cell cycle; negative regulation of cell population proliferation. The transcript has 5 exons. Lineage: Eukaryota; Metazoa; Chordata; Aves; Galliformes; Phasianidae. Gene Ontology annotation, cellular component: cytoplasm; nucleus. Bases 149 to 826 code for a protein of 225 amino acids.
CAGCGCUGUUGAAUCGUGCAGGUGUGGCAGCUCAGUUCUCCGUUUAUUUGUGUUUCUUUAGUAUCUUCCUGGGUGAAGGAGGUGGUGGCAGAUUCCAGGGGCAGAAGCACCUCCGGGCUGUGAGGAAGUUAAAGUGCUUGGAUUUAAAAUGAAGGAUGAAAUUGCUGCUACUGUCUUCUUCAUCACGAGGCUGAUAAAAAGAGAAGACAAGCUGAGCAAGCAUAAAAUAGAGAGAUUUGCAGCUAAGCUGACAACACUGCUGUUUGAAAAGUACAAGAACCAUUGGUACUUGGACAAUCCAUCCCGAGGACAGGCCUUCAGGUGCAUAAGGAUAAACAAGCAUCAGGCAAGAGAUCCGCUGCUGGAGCAAGCUUGUGUGGAGAGCAAUGUGGACUUCAACAAGCUUGGUUUGCCGAAAGAGAUGACGCUGUGGGUUGAUCCAUUUGAAGUGUGUUGCAGGUAUGGAGAGAAGAACCGGCCGUUCACAGUUGCUCACUUUGAAGGAGAGGAGAACCCAGAGCUUUCGCAGCAGAUCAACCAUGCUGUUGACAGAGCAGCUCUGGAUUAUCCUUCCGGCACCUCUUCGGAUGAGGAGAGCUUCAACAGGGAACCAAAGGCCAUCCCUACUGUCAGCAAUCCCAACAGCGUCUACCAGUUUGACUACUGCAAGACACCCAUACAGUCCUGGUCUCAGUAUCUUCAUAGGAAGACACACACGAGUGGCUCAUCCUAUGCCCAGCACAGGGCUUUCAAAGCCUUCAGGCCAGCUGUUGCUUUCCCAGGACCACGUGUUGACAGAUACCACUGGAUCAACACCAAGCGGUAG